CAACUUCAUACCUACUAGCUAGGUACUUGUACCUAUCGAACUCUCCCAUCUACUAGCAGUAGAUGAAGGCAAAAAACAACGACUGAGGGACGAGAUAUCAAUCUCCAUUUCGAUCCACAUUUUCUAUUCUCCAAUCACGUCUUGGCUCCAGGUUCUCGCUUUGAUCUCACCUUCGAACAUUCAGCCCGAGGAACGUCCUAACUCGUCAAUCAAGCUGCUGCUGCUCAGUGGAAACUAUGCGACCGUAUCACUUCAGCCUUCUCCCCGCGCUCUCUCUUUCCCCCCCCCUUUCAGCGGCCAUCUCCUCACCCCAGCCGCUGUCAGCCGAGAUUUUAUGCUGGCCCGUGUCUUCCCCUGAACCCACCAUCUUCGCUCGCGUCUCUUACGAGUCGACCGCCCUGCAAUCGGAGCUCAUAUCCUAUGCAGCCCCAAAGAUCAACUCUUGCGGGGAUCAUGAAUCACAGGAUGCACCUCAGGACUUGAUUCGUCUAGGCUUGUACACCACUACAUCUACAAAUGCCAGGCAAUGGGUAGGCACACUCGCAUCACGGUCUUCACUCGCAGGAAGCAAGGACCACAGGCCAACGCUCCGGCUCCAUAUCGGUCUAUCCAAUGAUAUCUACUACGUUGACUUACUACCUUCGACCUCUUCGGCAACUUCUUUCACCAUAGUAAGCCCUCAAUUAGAGCUAGUCUCCAAUCAAACCGGUCCGCGCCCACAUCUUCAUCAACCUGUCAUACUUGGGCCGAAUGGUAAAACGGCGGAGGAAGUUGCUGAGAAAACGUUUUUCCAAAAGUACUGGUGGCUCUUCCUUGUCAUAACAUUUUUGGCUAUGUCCGGCGGUGGUGAAAGUCAGUAGGUUCUCUGCAGGAUUCCUGCGUAAUUCUGUCAUAGCUCUUUGACAUGAAGUAGCUAGCAUCAUUUGGCCAAUACUCUUGGUGGGUUCGAGCCUCUUAAGUAUCAGACUUGUAUCGUUUCCGAGAAAAUUCAAUACGCGCAACCCUUUUUUGUGCAAUUACUUUUGAA
Aspergillus sclerotioniger CBS 115572 is the source of this 1027-nucleotide messenger RNA. RefSeq lists its product as uncharacterized. The transcript has 2 exons. The record is from RefSeq and is a predicted model, not a curated record. Bases 237 to 860 code for a protein of 207 amino acids. Lineage: Eukaryota; Fungi; Ascomycota; Eurotiomycetes; Eurotiales; Aspergillaceae.